Labrus bergylta (ballan wrasse) is the source of this 4416-nucleotide messenger RNA. RefSeq names its product transient receptor potential cation channel subfamily M member 4. Gene Ontology annotation, biological process: calcium ion transmembrane transport. Lineage: Eukaryota; Metazoa; Chordata; Actinopteri; Labriformes; Labridae. Gene Ontology annotation, cellular component: plasma membrane. Gene Ontology annotation, molecular function: ligand-gated calcium channel activity; calcium-activated cation channel activity. The record is from RefSeq and is a predicted model, not a curated record.
CACACCCUCACCUGUGUGGUGUGUCCGCUCUGCACCUUGUGUCCUCAAAUGGCAUUUUUUUAGAGUUUAGGAUACAUUUUUGUCAGAGCAAAUCCAAGGAUAUUAGCCUCAUCCCUGGAGAAUGGUCCAAGAGAAACACUGAAGCCUUUUUCUUCCUCCCAUAAUCUGUGAGUGAGGCGAACGGAGGAGAAGACAACAAUGAGAGACACAGGAGAAGGAGGAGGAGGUGGCGACCACAUUUCUAAAUCUGAAAAGGACCAGACUUGGAUCCCCAAAAUCAUCAAGAAAAGAGUGUGCACCACCUUUGUAGAAGACUCUUUCAGCAAUGGUGCUCUGUGUCAGUGUGGGGGUGCUAGAGACGAACAUGCCUCCGUGGCUUUGGGUGACUACUUCAGCACAGCGAUUGUCAACCACUGGGACAGCGCCCAGCACUCCUCCGAAUACCCGACUGAUGCCUUCGGAGAGUUAAAGUUUGCAGGAGCCAGCAAGAGGCACAGCUCUUACCUGCGUCUGUCAUGGGACACACCCCCAUCUAUCGUCUACACCUUGAUGACGGCCCACUGGGGUCUCCCCUCACCCAACCUGGUGGUUUCUGUGGUGGGUGGAGAAGGCAGGACAAAGGUGAAGACUUGGGUACGCGAGGUGCUCAGGCAGGGACUGGUGAAAGCCUCUCAAAGUACAGGUGCGUGGAUAAUGACAGCCGGCCUGCGUGAAGGUGUUGGCAGGUGUGUAGGAGAAGCGGUGAGGGAUCAUGCCACUGCAGCCUCGUCCAUGUCUCUCAACAAGGUGGUGGCUCUGGGCAUCGCUCCCUGGGGCCUUGUGCACAACAGACAGCAGUUGGUCAACCCUCAGGGGAGCUUUCCUGCUAAAUACUACGUCCAGAACACGUCCCGGGACUCCUGUUGCCUUGACAACAACUACCAGGCGUUUCUGCUGGUUGACGAUGGGAGUGAAGGCCGAAGAGGAGGAGAGACGGGUUUCAGGGCCAAACUGGAAGACUUCAUCUCCCAUCAGCGAACAGGCAUCUGGGGCAGUGGCAGCAUUGACAUUCCAGUCAUCUGUAUGCUGGUAUCAGGGGACACAAGCCUGCUGGAGAGAGUGGACCUGUCUCUGAAGACCUCCAUGCCGUGGCUGGUGCUGGCCGGAUCAGGAGGCCUCGCUGACUUCUUGAGCGAUGUCUUGGAGAAUCUGUCAUCGGCCCCGGCGGCGGUGCAGUCCUCUGGUGAAGCAGACAGCGAGGCGGGUCCCAGCGUGGAUCUGAAGGACAGACUGGCAGAGCGGUUUAAGAAGCACUUCCCUACUGAAGCGGAGCCAGACAAACUGGUGGAACGGGCUCUGAGCAUCUACCAGAACAGAGACUUGAUCACAAUCUACCAUGGAGAGCAGGAGGGCCCAAAUGACUUUGAUACAGUCCUGCUAAAAGCUUUGGUGGGAGCUAGCAAACAUCGUGCGUCCGUUGAUGACAGCCCUUACAGUGAAGAGCUGAAGCUUGCAGUCACGUGGAACAGGGUGGACAUCGCCAAGAGUGAACUCUUCAACGGAGACAUCCAGUGGAGGUAUGAAGACUUGGAGGACUCCAUGACAGACGCCCUGGUUAACGACAAGCCUCAAUUUGUGCGCCUCUUCACGGAGAACGGCCUCAACAUCCUGGACUAUCUGACAUACGGUAGACUGGAGAGCCUGUAUUACUCUGUGGCUGACAGCACGUUGCUUUACCAGCUUCUACAGCGCCGCUUAGUGGAGAGACUAGGUACUGCAGCUCAUGUGACAUCAUCAAACCUGCCGGAGUCUUCCUCCAAAGUGGCCGCAGAGAACAUUCAUAGCGGCCCUUCAACGGAGAUCAGCCUUUUUGAGGUUGAGGGGGUUCUGGAGCUGUUAAUGGGGGAUGUCUGCCAGCCGUUUUACUACAGUGCUUUGGGAUUAGGACAGAUCUCACAUAGGAGAAGAGCUCUGAGGCGUGUCGGUAAGCUGCUGCGUGGAGACUGUAUGUACAGAGAAAAGCGCUGCCUCUUCCCCUGGGCUUCACUCUUCAUCUGGGCCGUCCUUCAAAACCGCAGCGAGAUGGCCAUGUUCUUCUGGGAGAUGGCAGGCGAGUCGGUGCUGAGCGCGCUGAGUGGCUGUAAGAUGCUGAGGGAACUGUCCAAGCUGGAGGUCCAGACUGAAACCGAGCUGUCCAUGAAAGAGCUCGCUCAGAAGUUUGAGAACCUGGCACACGAUGUCUUCAGCUCUUGUUACCGGAGCAACGAGAGUCGCUCUUUCACCCUGCUUAUCAGGAAAUCUCCCGUUUGGGGCGGCACUACCUGCCUCCAGAUGGGCAUGGGCGCCGACGCAAGACUUUUCUUCAGCCAUGAUGGAGUACAGUCUCUGCUGUCUCAGAUCUGGUGGGGCGACAUGAAGAGAAACACAGAGGUGUGGAAGCUAAUGCUCACAUUCUUCUGCCCAGUCCUCUGCUACACCAACCUCAUCUCCUACAGGGAACAAGAAGAUAAUCAGCAAGAGGAGCAGGGGAAGCCUAAUGAAGACGGACCAGGCAGAGACAGCGACAGCCUCUAUGGGACCACAAUCUUCUCUUUCUCAGACAUCAAACACAUUGAUGCUGAUGUACAAGUACCGCUUUCUCCCAUGACAGCUACAAUCAAAGGCAUGCCCUACUCUCACAGACCGCCAAAGCGUCCAUUCAUCGUGUCAAGAUGGCGUCAGUUCUGGUUCGCACCUGUCACCUCAUUUUUGGGUAACGUCCUGAUGUACUUCCUUUUCCUGCUGCUGUUUGCGUACGUGCUGUUGGUGGACUUUGCGCCCCCGCCGCCUGCAGGCCCGGCCAUCACUGAGUGCGUGCUGUACUUCUGGGUUUUCACCAUCGUGUGCGAGGAGAUCAGGGAGACGUUCUUUCUGGGCACGAAGACUUUGCGUCAGAGGAUUCGAGUGUACAUUCAGGACGUUUGGAACAAGUGUGACCUCAUUGCCGUCACGCUGUUCAUCAUAGGACUUAUCUGCAGGAUGUUCGAUUGGUCGUAUGGAUUUGGCCGAGAUGUCCUGUGUGUGGACUUCAUGGUCUUCACCAUCCGUCUCCUUCACAUCUUUGCCAUUCACAAAGAGCUGGGACCAAAAAUUAUCAUUGUUGGCAAGAUGGUGAAGGAUAUCUUCUUCUUCCUCUUCUUCCUGGGGGUGUGGCAAAUGGCAUACGGUGUAGCCAAUCAGGCCUUGCUCUACUCCUAUGACCCUAAACUUGAUCGCAUCUUUCGCCGGGUUUUCUACAGGCCAUAUUUGCACAUAUUUGGACAAAUUCCUGUGGAACAGAUGGAUGUGGGGAAGGACUGGGACAUGCCAUGCACAGACAACGUGACUCUGAUUAAGAGCGGUUAUGAGCCGUGCAGAACUCUUCACAAUAACUGGCUGGUGGUGAUCCUGCUGGUUGUUUUUCUGCUGGUCACCAACAUCCUGCUCAUCAACCUGCUCAUUGCCAUGUUUAGCAACACCUUCUCUGAAGUGCAGGCUAACAGCGACAUCUACUGGAAGUUCCAGCGCUACAACUUGAUAGUUCAGUAUCACUGCCGGCCUUCGCUUGCUCCUCCCUUUAUCAUCCUCUCUCAUAUAAACCUCUUCAUCAAGAGGAUCAUCAGAAAGGUGCCCUCCAUCAAGAUCCACCAAUUCGUUCUGCAGUUAACGGGAAAAGCUGCUAACAGACUAAUGACGUGGGAAACCAUCCAGAAGGAGGACUUCCUGACUGCCCAGUACACAAUCCAGAAAAGUAGCGACUCUGAGAGGCUCAAACGGAUGUCUGUCAAGGUGGAUGGUGUCAUAAAACAUUUGACUGAGAGCAGAGAUUUUGACCACAGACUGAGAGCUCUGGAAACUGAGAUGGAGUAUUGCUCUAACGCUCUCACCUGGAUUGUGGAUACUUUGGCACAAGGAAGCACAUUCAAACCUCCCCGGCCUCCACCUACAUUAAGAGAUGCUUUCCCCUCUUCUUCCAAUGCUUCCUGAUUCUCCCUGAAGAUGUGUUUACUUGCUCAGGGUUGGCAAGAAUAAACCACACACUGGUAUAACUAUUUUCCAGCCAUGUUCAUCACUGGAAUAACUCACAAAAAAGGUUUAAAUAGCUUUGAACUGAAAGAGAGGGGAUGGAUAUCAACCAUCACUUCCUUUUUACAGUAUUAAAAAUGUUUAAGUGUGUAAUGUUUUAUAUUUGUAGAUGCUAUUAUGUCUUUAAUGCUGUAUUUGCAAUCUGAUGGCUGAAAGUCUCUUUUUACAGUACAGGUGUUAACUGUUACACUGAAACUAUGAUGAUAUUACAGGGACAGAACUGUCAGUGCACAUUGUUUUGUAUUUUGUAACCUCUGGCCAAAUGCUUUCUAUAUAUCAUGUAUUUGUGUUGCUACUUUUUAUUCUGGUCAAUAAAGUUUAAAUAUAGUAAAA